This is a messenger RNA of Brachypodium distachyon (stiff brome), 1408 nucleotides long. RefSeq lists its product as uncharacterized. The coding region runs from base 63 to 1112 and encodes 349 amino acids. NCBI's taxonomy places the organism in Eukaryota, Viridiplantae, Streptophyta, Magnoliopsida, Poales, Poaceae. The transcript has 9 exons. The record is from RefSeq and is a predicted model, not a curated record.
AAGUAGCCCAGCCGCAGCAGCUCCGCCACGUAGUCCCCCCUCUCCGCGGCGCGAAGCCAGCAAUGGCGACGACGUCGCCGCUGCUCUCGCCGCACUACGCUCGCCCCGGCGCCCCUCGUCCUCUCCCCCGCCGCAGCCUCCUCCCGCUACCUCCGCCCACCGUCGUCGCAUCCCCUUCCUCCGCGGCAGAGGGGCGCCAGCGCCUCCGCCGCACGCCGCCUCCCCCCCGCGCCAAGUUCGGCAAGUUCGACGCCGCCGAAGCUCCUGCCGAGUCGCCGGACCCGGAGAAGGAGGGCGAUCGAGCGGUGCAGCAGGCGGCGGCGGUGGCGAAGGAGGAGGACGACAGUUGCCUGCCGUCGGAUCUGGAGGGCGCGAUUUGGCAGUCGGGGAAGGCGAGCGCCGAUUUCGUCAACUCCGGCGGCAUGCGGGCCAUCGCAGAACUACUGAUCCCUCAGCUGGAGUUCCUCAACGAGGAAGGGGCACAGGCCGAGGUCUGGGCUCUCUCGAGAAUACUCCUGGACACACUUGCACAAGAGACUGGCCAGAAAGUUAAGGCCAUUUUCCCUGAUGCUGGAGUGGCUGCCCUUCUGAAGCAUCAAUGGAAAGAUGCGCAGUUCAAGUGUGCUAGUCUUAGUGACCGAAAGCCAGUCGAUACUGAUGAUGGAGUCGUUGUUAUGAUUAUCCCUGAUCAUCAGAUGUUGGAUUCUGUUGAGCGAAUUGCAACUCAAAUAUCCGAUGAUCCUAUAAGGCCUCUUAUCAUGUGGAACCCACGCCUUGUUAGUGGAGAUGUUGGAGUGGGCUAUAAUGUUCGGAAUCUACGCAGAAAUUUCUUAAGUACUUUUACCACUGUUUACUCGAUGAGGCCAUUGCCAACUGGUGCAAUCUUCAGAUGCUACCCUGGAAAGUGGAAAGUAUUUUAUGAUGAUCCAAGUAGGCCCAAUCGGUAUUUGCUCGCCAGAGAAGUUUCAAGUCGUCCUGAUGCAACAGAUAUUGAGAUGAUAUUUGGUGGUGGCGGUGCUAGCGAGCAAUCUGAAGAGGAACCAUCAAUGAUGAGUAAUGUCAUGGCCGUGUUUAGUUCCAUGAGCCGGUUUAUGAGAGUCAUCUCCAAGUAAAAUAAUUCCAAACAAUGUUCUUCACAGUUCAAGCCAUUCAUCAGAACCACCGUGGCCUGUUAUUGUGUCCAGCAAGAAGAUGGUUUGGCAUUAGUGCACGAGCUUACAAGUUACAACUAUGUACACACGUCACAUGUCUGACUCUGAUCUGGAUUACUCUUAAUUAACCCAUGUAACUCUUAGCCAUACAACUAGGUCAAAAAAUUGUAAAUCCUCUGCAAUCUGUUGAUCUUGUUCAACCUGUCAUUUUGUAACACAUAAUACAUGAAAAUCAAUGGAGUUUACUCAAAGAAAAA